Molecule: messenger RNA, 1410 nt
Organism: Aplosporella prunicola CBS 121167
Lineage: Eukaryota; Fungi; Ascomycota; Dothideomycetes; Botryosphaeriales; Aplosporellaceae
Exons: 2
Coding region: 398-910 (170 amino acids)
Source: RefSeq, a predicted model, not a curated record
GGGGUACCGUACCGCUUUGCACCGCCGCAACGCCGCAGGCCGCCGCCCACUGCCGCUCGCGGUCCCGUCGCCGUCGGUCAUGCCAGCUCGGCCGUGGGGGAGUGAGCGAGUGUCAGUCGAUGAGGACGAUGUGGUAUCUGUGGCUGCUCGGCCGGGAUGGAUGGGGGGCGCGCCUGAGGGGGAGAGAAAUGCGCAUCCGGAGGGCUGGUGGUGUGACCCGUCGCCGCCGAAAGGAGCGCGAUGCCUUUCGUGCAACGCAGCUCUUUCCGGUCGCCAGCGUCGCAUAUGAAAGGGCAAGCUGCUGCUGCACCACACCAGGGAAGAAGCUGUUUGUUUGUCAUCGAAAGAGUACUCUUGUCUGUCACCACCUGAAACGAAACAACGUUAGAUUGUCAAUAUGUCGCCCAUCUCGCCCGAGGCUGUAGUCGGCACCAGCGUGACGUUCUCGUUCAUCCUGCUGGGCAACGCCAUCACGCAGUCGUUCAUGAGCGUGCCAGCGGUGCUGCUCGAUUUCCCCAAGCCCGGCACGCCCGAGCACGCGGCGCGCGCGCAGCUGCUCGGACGGCAAUGGCCCGUCUUCCACCGCAUCGGCAACAACUUCAUGCGACCCAUGAGCAUGUUCGGCAUCUUCGGAUACGGCUUCACGGCGUGGGCCAUGUCGCAGGGCCGGCUCAAGGGCGACUGGCGCUUGCUGGCCGUGUCGUCGCUGUGCCACCUCAUUGUCGUCAUCCACUCGGCCAUCAACCUGCAGCCGCUGAACUAUAAGAUCGAGGCGUGCGCCGACGGCAAGAGCGAGAAGAUUGAUCUGGCCCAGGCCGAGGAGUUUGGUCGCUCUUGGAUUAGGUGCAAUUUUGUGCGGGUUGUGUGCCCACUCGUUGCAGGGUCGCUGGCGUUGUGGCAGUUUUUGUGAGAGGAAGGAAGGAAAAGUGAAGAAAGUGUUUGGUGGAAGGCAUGAGUCGUGGGGAGAGCGGGGAGCGGGUUGGAAUGACUCGGGGCGGGGGCGGCAAGCGGCACGGCGGGACGAUCAUUUUGCUUUGAUUUUGAUUUUAUUCUUUCUUUGUUCCUUCCUCCAUCAAUCUACCUGAUUCCAUCACCUACUCGUCGUCAAACCCUGGCGGCUUCACGUUCUUGCGCAUCUCGAGCGCCUUGGCGCUGUCGACAAACUCCGUCACCUCGAUCACCUCGCGCUGGUCCUCGGACAACUGCACAAUCAUGACGCACUCGUUUGCCCACUCCCGGCCUCCCUUCAUCACUCCCUCCAUCUUGGCGUUGAUGAUGACGGCGUUCUUUUGUGUGUCCUCGAAGAUGGCAUUGGGUACCAUGGCGAAGCUCUCGAAGACGGAGAAGAUGCCCGCCGCGUGCUGCUCAAAGGCCUCGCGCCCGCGCGUCGCCAUGCCCAGUGACUCCGGG